Closterium sp. Yama58-4 is the source of this 3084-nucleotide messenger RNA. The record is from the annotation of a GenBank genome assembly. Lineage: Eukaryota; Viridiplantae; Streptophyta; Zygnematophyceae; Desmidiales; Closteriaceae.
AUGGGUGCCGGAGGCUCGGAACAGGUUCGGUGGAGCGAGGAUACGAGGGACAGGCCAGGAAGAGGUGGACGCAGAGAAAGGGAUAGCAAGAAUGGUGAUGAUGCAUUCGAGUUUGACAGCAUGAGUGACAAUGGCAACAGCGGCGGCAGCAGCCGAAGCAGCGGUGGUGGCAACAGCAGCAGCAGCAGCAGCAGCAGCAGCAGCUGGUCUGACGAUAAAAGGAUUAAGCAAGGCAAAAGCCAUAGAGGUGAAUCAGCUGAGUCCUCUCCACACAACUACAACGAACCUUACCAUAACGAGUACAGCUAUAACGAGUACAAGUACAUCCCAGGGUGGGAGUGGGAGGAGGGCGAGCAGGAGGAGGAGGCAGCAGAGGCGGAGUUUGAGGCAGUGGCUCGCCUGUGGGAGGAGAUGGAAGCUUCUGGGAAGGUGCACCCGCUGAGUGCCCCUGUGGGAGGCUUGCGAUGGAAGCAGGAGGCUCAAGAGCGUUUCCCAGAUUUAGCCCGCACUGCUGGGGUGUUCCCUUACAUGGGGGAUGUGAUUGAGAGGGAGGAGCUAGACACACCCUAUGACUACGCCCCUCCUCCGGAGAUCAGCAAUGAAGAGGAGGAGCUAGACACACCCUAUGACUUCGUCCCCCCUCCAGAGAUUGACAGGGAAGGUGGGUGGCUGCAAUGGUCUGUCUGUGUGUUUGCCGAUUCAUAUUCAUGCGUAUUCCCUUACAUGGGGGAUGUGAUCGAGAGGGAUGUGAUUGAGAGGGAUGUGAUCGAGAGGGAUGUGAUUGAGAGGGAUGUGAUCGAGAAGGAUGUGAUUGAGAGGGAGGAGCUAGACACACCCUAUGACUACCCCCCUCCGCCAGACAUUGACAGUCAAGUUGGCCUCUGCAAUGAUCCACAAGCUUCAGGACCUGCAGACAGCUCUCCAGCUCUAUUGCCCACCUCUGCAAUGAUCGACAAGCUUCAGGACCUGCAGACAACUCUCCAGCUCUAUUGCCCAAAGGAGGAGGCUAUGAAGCAUCGUCGUCAACAGUCACAGGCAGAACAGGAGGAGCCUAUGAAUAUCUUUGCGCUUGGUUUGGUGGAGGAGGGGGUUCGAGUGCAGAACCCUGUGGUGUGCGUGCAAGGCAGGCAGAGGUGGCAGCAGUGGCUGCAGCUGGUGGGGUCAGCAGGGGGGCACCUGCAUCUGCACCACCUCUAUUCUGAGACACUCGUGAAGACACCAGACCGUCGCUGGAUCACUGCCCUUUGGACCAUUCUUUUAGCUAAGAGCGGGCGGGAAGCAGUGGCAGGCAUGGGGCUGUCAGACUGGUGGGAGAGGAACCUUCCUGAGCACGAGGCGGAGAUCAGGAGGAACCUUCCUGCAGAGGAGGGGCAGUAUGAGACGAGGGGAGUGCAAGGGAAUGGGAUUCUUGGUUUUGAGAAGAGAAGAGAUAAAUUGAGGCAAGCGGAUGAGGAAGAGGACGAGGAGGAGGAUGAGCAAAGUCGGAUGAAUGGAGGGAGCAAUAGCAAUGGUGGGAGCGAUGCUGGUGGGAGGAAAGGGAGAGGUAGGCGGAGUAGUAAAGAGGGGAAGGAAGGGGAGGGAGGCAAGGAGGGAGAGGAUAUGGAGGACGAUGCGAUUUUUCUGGUCGGCAAGACCAGAUUCGGAAUGAACACACGGGGAAAGAUCUCAGCCGUUGAUUCCACAUGGUUCAUUGCUGACGAUCCGACGGCUGUUAGGGAGACGGCGAGAGGAGAGCUAUUUCUCCGCGCCCUGCUGCUAAAAGAAGAACAAGAAAUUCAGAGACAAUAUAAAGAAAUAAUUAUCGGAGCAUGCAGUAACGCGUGCUGGCUGCUGGCUGCCGAGAUCCUUAUUAUCCUGGGCAGGACCAUACUAGCAUUCGCCAGUAGCAUUUUCCUUUUAUCCAUCCGUUUUACUGGGUUCUACGCCAUGCGCCAUGCUGCCUUGCGCGUCGCUUCCGCGUCGGCCUCUAAAGUAUCGCGUCGCAAGUCCGAUCUGACGCGCAAGUCCCAGAAUGCCCUAUCGUCUGUAAUUCCCGCGCCAACCCCGCAAAUCCUCUCGAGUCGCGCAAUCGGCGACGCGCGUCUUGACUCGUUCCAGGAGGCCGCGCCGCCUUUCGCGCCGAUCGCUCCGCGUUUCGCGGCGUCUGAUGCGGUCGUUCCUCUCGCAACGAGCGAAAGGAGGAGCGUAAUCCCAGCCGUUCCUUUCGCUGCCCGGAGCUACGUGUCAGGCACGGGCCUUACCGCAGGUCCGGCAGCGCAGCCAGGCUCGGCAGCGAGCGCAACCGCAGGCUCGCCAAUAGCUUCGGCAGCGAGCGCCGACCGAGCCUCGGGUCCAGGCUCGGGUCAGGCUGGGAGCGAGCGCAGGGGCUGGAAUCUGCUGUUCGGCGGGGGAGCGGCAGAGAGAGGAGGACAGGGCGCGGGGGGAAGCGGAGGGGGAGCAGCGGCGGAGGCGGAAGGGAAGGGGGACGGCGGCGGCGGGUGGCUGUCGCGGUUCCAGACGUUUCUGCGGCUGGGGAAGGGCGGCGGGGGGAAGGCGCUGGAGAAGAAGCGGCUGACGCACGCGGAGGGUCUUACAGAAUUCGCCAACCAGCUAAAGCGGGCCCGGCAGUUCGGGCAGCUGACAACUUUUGGAAAGAGUCUGCCCAAGGGCGGGCAGAGCGUGGUGACAAACUCCCUGAGGAAGCAGGAAGUCAUCACUCUCGCGCUUGCUGCGUAUGCUGCUGAAGCCAAACUGGCUGAUGAACGGUUGUCCAUCCCAUUCGCUGUGCGGCAGCGCGUAGCAAGCGAGACCGGGAGCACCAUGGGCGAGAUUGACAUGCUCUUAGCUAAGUACGAGUGGUUUGCAGAGGCGGCUAAUAGAAUGCAAGAGCUGCAAGACCAAGGGAAGCCUCUUCCUCGAUCCUUUGCAGAGAUCGAACAAAUGAUGGGUGGCCCUUGGUCACCAUCCAAAAAGGGAGCAGGCUCGGGAGCCAGCGCUGGUUCGGCUGGCGGUGCAGGCUCGGCAGGAGCUCCGUCUCGCAACAGCCCGUGCCCCUGUGGCUCUGGGAAGAGAUACAAGAGGUGUUGUGGAGCUGGGACAAAAUGA